AACGCUCACGUAGAAAUAGUAAACACGAAUAGGAAUAACAGUCCAAGGGUAACCUCGGCAUCAUGAGGUACAAAUUCAUUUCGAAGAAGUUUUACCUUCAAAACUUUUCAAUGAGCUAAAUAUUCAACGGUUUUUCUGUCGGUGCGGUGAGUUUUUCUCGUCUUUCGACAACGAAAUAUGACGUCGCCAAGACUCGCGGUAAAAACUAUCAAGUCUUUGUCACCGCGACCCGUUGGCAAGCUUCUUAACGUCGGAAAUUUGUCGACUCCACGAACACCCGAACAAAACAGCUGCACUGAUAAAUUGAAAAUCGAACAACCCAAAGUCAACGCACGACACAGAUUCUCACCUUUCAAAGUUGAUACUCCCAAUAGAGCUAAAAUUUUGAAUGAUGGCUUACCCGAUAAGGAACAUUCGGUGCUCGGCAGUGGGUACUUUGGAACUGUUUACAGAGCUUCUUACAGAGGAGAUCAAGUUGCAGCAAAAAUAGUAAGACGAAGAGAAUGCAGCGACGUAGCAGUAAAUGCAGAGAAGCACGCAGCAUUUCUUCGUCACUCAAACAUUGUCAAAGUACUAGCGAUUGAACAGGGUGCGGUUUGGUCCUUAAUAACAAUGGAAUUAUGUGGCACGUCGUUGCAAGAUUAUUUAGAAGAGACAGUUUUGCCACGAGAAGAAAGACUAGCAACAUGGAAGGCAAUUUCCAAUGCUCUUCUAUUCUGUCACAGAGCUGGGAUUAUUCACGCAGAUGUGAAACCCAAAAACGUUCUCAUAGGAAAAGACGGUCAGGCAAAACUUGCAGAUUUUGGUAGUUCGGUUAUUAUAAGCGAACCGAAAAUUUCGACCAGUUUACAUGGAACUCCAGGUUACGUAGCUCCAGAAGUGAUUCGUGGGCAAUCGCCAAGUCAAGCAUCAGAUAUUUACUCGUUAGGAGUUCUAGCCUGGCAAUUGCUCUUUCGAAAGAUACCAUUUGCUGGUUUACAUGCUCACACAGUUCUCUAUUUAACUGGGAAAGGGGUAAGGCCCUCAGACAUCUAUAAGGAUGAUGGCUUUUGUGGAAAAUACAAGAGUUUGUACAGAAAGCUUUGGAGCGAAAAGGCGGAAGAUAGACCUUCGUUAAAUGUGAUACUCGAAAGACUAGAAUACCUGAAGAACUUUACUUAAAAAAUAUUACCUUAUUUCAGCCAUUUUUUUUCAUUUACAAGAAUUGAUUUAUUAAGAUCAUUACAUGGUAAUUGAUUACUUAGAAAAAAGUAUAUUAGAGAAAAAACAAUGCCUCACGUCUCAGGCAUUUCUCCACCAGGAACAAGCUGCAAUUGAAACAAAAAAAGCAUUUAUUUUUAGCCUGUACUAUCACUAAUGGUACCAAUAAAUAGAAAUCUUUUUUGUUACUAA
Messenger RNA from Venturia canescens, 1392 nucleotides. It is a transcript of the gene c-mos, whose product is annotated as Mos oncogene. Gene Ontology annotation, biological process: protein phosphorylation; negative regulation of metaphase/anaphase transition of meiotic cell cycle; signal transduction. Gene Ontology annotation, cellular component: cytoplasm. The transcript has 4 exons. Gene Ontology annotation, molecular function: ATP binding; protein kinase activity. NCBI's taxonomy places the organism in Eukaryota, Metazoa, Arthropoda, Insecta, Hymenoptera, Ichneumonidae. Bases 178 to 1161 code for a protein of 327 amino acids. The record is from RefSeq and is a predicted model, not a curated record.